Molecule: messenger RNA, 2166 nt
Organism: Hibiscus syriacus
Lineage: Eukaryota; Viridiplantae; Streptophyta; Magnoliopsida; Malvales; Malvaceae
Product: putative pumilio homolog 7, chloroplastic
Exons: 6
Coding region: 1-1974 (657 amino acids)
Biological process (GO): post-transcriptional regulation of gene expression
Cellular component (GO): cytoplasm
Molecular function (GO): mRNA binding
Source: RefSeq, a predicted model, not a curated record
AUGUUGGAAUCCACCGCUGAGAAGAAGAAGGGAGGGGACAUGAAGGAUGAUGGUGAGUUUGAUAUGUUAUUAGAUGAGAUCCCUCAUGCAACAUCACGCCAUCAUCAUCAUCGUCAAAAUGAGUCAUUUAAUGGCAUGUAUGGUCUUAUGUAUGAUGAUGACCCAUUCCAUAACCAUACAUGUGUUUCCCCUGUGAGCGGUUUCUCUUUACUGUCAGAUGGUUCUUCCUCUAAUUUGUCUAAUGGAUCACCACCUCCACCGCCAUUAGAGGACCUUAAGCCACUCUUGUCUAAUGGACUGUUCAUGGAUUCAACUAUUAGGCAAAAGGCUAGUAGUGACAGCUUGUUUGAUGAACUGGGUCUUUGUAGAAAUCUUAGUAAAAUGUAUAUUAGUAAUGAUCAAGAGAAUUUCGUUUCUAGUUUUGGAGAUUUUUCACUUGAAUCCAAUGGAAUUCAAAAGCAUGGGGCUUGUGAUGAACUGAGGAAAGGGUUCUCUGAUUUUGUGGGUGUCCAGUCCCCUGAUUCAAUGAGUGUUCCAUUGGGUGUCAAUGGUGGGAGGAAUAUGGCAUUUUCUGGAUUUCCCCAGCAGGAAUAUCCCCAAAUGUUUAUUGGUUGCUCAGAUGCUUUGGUUUCGCCACGGAUGAAUUGUUGGAAUGGUGCAAUGAGAUCUCCAGGGCAGAAAAAGGAGCGUAAUCUUAUGAUGAAUGAUGGUUUAAUCUAUGGACAAAGGAACAGUAUGAAUUGGAACGAUGGAAGAAGUCAUCUGCAUUUCCAUGGUUCUCCCCUAUUUGUUCAAGCAAACCAUCAUGCCAGUGUUGGAAACAUGUUAAAUCAGGGUCCGCCAGUAUCCGGUGGGAUGCCUGGAGCUCAUUCGAUUGUUGGAAUGCCACAUGAGGAUAAUUUCAUUAUUCAAGGAGAUGGUUCAAACUUUGUAAUCAACAAGGGGCUUGAUUGUUCGAGGGGACAGAACAAGGGCUCACUGCAGGAGAUUGGUGUGAGUAAGCGCCAAGAUGGAAGCUCGUGGACAUAUAUACUUAUAGCAAAAGAUCAACACGGUUGUAGGUUCUUACAGCGGCUAUUCGAUGAGGGUAACCCGGAGGACCUUGAAGUAAUAUUUAAGGAGAUCAUUGAUCAUGUAGUUGAACUCAUGAUGAACCCUUUUGGGAAUUAUCUUAUGCAGAAGUUAUUGGAAGUGUGUAGUGAAGAACAGAGAACGCAGAUUUUGUUAAUGGCUACCGAGGAACCGGGGCAGCUUGUUAGAAUAUCUCUAAACACACACGGCACCCGUGUAGUCCAAAAGUUGAUCGAGACUCUCAAAACCAGGCAGCAAAUUUCACUAGUUAUAUCAGCUCUUGAGCCUGGGUUUCUAUCUCUCAUCAAGGACCUGAAUGGGAAUCAUGUCGUGCAGCGUUGCUUGCAAUGCCUUCGUAGUGAAGAUAACAAGUUUAUUUUUCUUGCUUCUGCAAAGUAUUGUGUCGAUAUUGCUACUCAUCAACACGGCUGUUGUGUUUUGCAACGAUGCAUUAGUCAUUCCUCUGGGGAAUAUCGGGAAAAACUGGUUGAACGAAUAUCCACCAAUGGGCUUCUACUUGCACAGGAUGCAUUUGGAAAUUAUGUUGUUCAGUUUAUUUUUGACUUAAAGAUUCCGUCUGCCACUUCUACUUUGAUAUCUCAAUUCGAAGGGCAUUAUGCGCACCUCUCAUCACAGAAGUUCAGCAGUCACGUGGUCGAAAAAUGUCUGGUGGUGUUAAAUGACGAGAGCCGAUCGAAAAUCAUUCAGGAAUUGCUCUCUACAACUCACUUUGAACGAUUACUUCAAGAUCCACAUGCAAACUAUGUUGUGCAAACUGCUCUCCGUGUGUCCGAGGGAUCUCUGCACAAUUCUCUCGUCGAAGCAAUCGAGUCCCAUAAAGCACUAUCACGCAACAGCCCGUAUUCGAAGAGGAUUCUCUCUCAGAAGCUUCUCAAAAAGUGAUGUACAUUCUUCCCAUAUCCGAAAGAAGCCGUCUUUCGCUGUUUUGUGCCUCUGUUAUCCUACUUUUCUUCUGUCCAUUAUAAUUAUCAUCUCAAAACACAUAUAUACAUGGAAACUGGACUAAAUUGAUUCGUCUUCUCGAAAAUGGCAUGGAAACCCCUUCCAUGUGAUCAGAAGAGUGUAAAAGAUAAA